Messenger RNA from Conger conger (European conger), 2989 nucleotides. Its product is annotated as CUE domain-containing protein 1-like. Gene Ontology annotation, molecular function: ubiquitin binding. The coding region runs from base 729 to 1961 and encodes 410 amino acids. NCBI's taxonomy places the organism in Eukaryota, Metazoa, Chordata, Actinopteri, Anguilliformes, Congridae. The transcript is spliced from 11 exons. The record is from RefSeq and is a predicted model, not a curated record.
UUGUCUGGAAAGGUAUUUCUAAAUCUCAGUCCGUCCGCUGGGGCACCGUAAAGGCGACGCUCCUUUUCGUCUGCAUUACUCCAUUUGCUCCACUAGGAAGCUGUCUGGUUCUUUGUUUUGUUACCACUUGUAUCUGAAUAUCUGACCAACCCGUAUUUUCCUCUAGCUACUCGGUUUAAACCAAACACUUGCCUUAGUAACUCGUAGCAGGCUAGUAGUAGCACUGUACCCAGUGUUCCGUCCCAACUUGGUCUCCAAGCCCGGACCUUACCCCUCCUUCAGCAGGCUGUCGUGACAAGUUCCACGACAAGAAAGAUCGUACGGUUACGCUGCUGCAAAUAGGAAUGUUUUGUCUUUUUGGAAAGGUGGUUGAUCGCUGUACGGUUUGGUGGUGAAGGGGGUGCUGAAGAUGGAAACCCAGGCCUGAGUGUCACAGGGUGGGCGGCAGUGCCCCGAAACCCCUAGAGCAGCAGCAGUGGAUGCAGGAGCAGGAAACGGACAGAAGCCCCGGCAGCUCGUCCUGCGCCCCUGAGCAUGUCCACCAUGGACUGAGCAGGGCGGGCCUCACCCAGAGAGGGAAGGAUCAGUGGAAAGAGAGAGGGAACGAGGGAGGGAACGAGAGAGGGAGGCCGGGUGAGAGCCCCGCUUGACCCCGAAUACCCGCCGUCUCCCGCGCGGCGUUGGCGGGGAGGAGGGCUGUGGCUGGCCGUGCGGAAGCCCCGCCCACGAUGACCAGCCUGUUCCGACGCAGCAGCAGCAACGGGGGCUCGAGGGGCGGGCCUUCCCCCGUGCCCGCCCCCGCCCCCGCCCCGGGCCCCGCCCCCGCCCCCAGCCCCGCCCCCUCCGGGGGGGAGCUGAACAACAGCCGGCCGGCCCGCCAGGUGCGCAGGCUGGAGUUCAGCCAGGCCAUGGAGGACUUCAGGACCAUGUUCCCCGGGAUGGACUACGAGGUCAUCGAGUGCGUGCUGCGCUCCAACAGCGGGGCGGUGGACGCCACCAUCGACCAGCUGCUGCAGAUGAGCCUGGAGGGGCAGGGCUCUGACGACAGCUCCGACUCUGACGACAGCAUCCCGCCCGAGAUUCUGGAGCGGACGCUGGAACCGGACAGCUCGGACGAGGAGCCCCCGCCUGUCUACUCCCCGCCCACCUACGACAUGCACAUCUACGACAGGAAGUACCCGGAAGCCCCGCCCACACCCCCUCCCAGGUUCGAGGCCCAGCCUCCACCCGGCCACCGGCAGGUCAGCAGCUACAGGAACUGGAACCCGCCGUUACUAGGCAACCUGCCUGACGACUUCCUGAGAAUACUGCCCCAGCAGAUAGACAGCAUACAGAAGUCCCAGACCAGCCUCCCCCAGCCUUCAUCUUCCUCCUCUUCCUCCCUGUCCUCUGCACCCCCGGGGUCUGAGGGCGGGGCGGGGUCUGUGGGCAGGGAGGGGCCGGUCGCCGGGGCAACAGAGCAGGAGCGGAAGCUGAAGCAGUACCUGGAGGACGAGCGGAUCGCUCUGUUCCUGCAGAACGAGGAGUUUAUGAGAGAGCUGCAGCGCAACAGAGAGUUCCUCACUGCCCUGGAGAGAGAUCGGCUGAAAUACGAGUCCAAGAAAUCCAGGUCCAACCAUUCAUCUGCAAGCGGCGAGAGUUCCACUGCAGGUGAGCCGUGCCCCGCUGGCUCACUGGAAGCAUCCACUGCCGUCUCAGACGACGCCAUGUUCCGAGACAAACUCAAACACAUGGGCAAAUCCACCAGGAAGAAGCUGUUUGAGAUCGCCAGAGGGUUCUCCGAGAAGACCAGGAGGAGGAAGACUAAAAGAAGAGCUCUCCUGAGGCAUCAGUCCCUGGGCACGGCUGCAUCCACAGCCAACCUGCUGGACCACGUGGAGGGAAACCCAUGUGAGGAAGAGGGCCAGCUUCGGAGAGCAGCCACACAGGACGAGGAGGAGCCCCCAAAGGAAGCAUCAUGAUUGCCCCUGGACACACCACUUCAGGGUUUCCAUGGCAAAAGCAGAACGACCCCCCACCCCCCACCCACAGUGACUGGUGGCUCGGCAGCUCUUUGACCCCUCCUCCUCUUCCCUGGACCAGCCAAUCCCAGCCCUUCCCUAACUAUAACAACCUUUUCACACUCAGUGAGGAGGAAGCUACGAUAUCCUGGGCCUCCAGCUGUUUUAUUACCAUUAUAACCAUUAUAAUGAAGUUUAUUUUUCAUCGUUUAGACUAAGGACUAAGAACACAAACACAGUCCUUGUGUCCUUUUCUAUCUUUUUUUUUUUUUGCCCUGAAAUUUCUAAAAAAAUUUGAAUGAUUAAUUUUCCUUAUGAAUUAAUUGUGUCUUGCUAGUAUGUUUUUAGUGUGGCUCAGGCAGUGUCUUGCCUGACGAGUGACUGCAGAUCAGAGAAGUGCAGGAGCACUGAGGACUUUUUCUGAAUUAUGCUGUGAUGUGGGGACCCAUGAGCAGCCUCCUGAGGGACAGAGACUCCAUUUCCCAGGAGGCUCUGCUUCAUGGCACAGGUUCUUUGCCUGCCUUUUGCAUCAGGAUUCAAAAUGCAGAAUGAACUCUGACUCACAAAGUGCUCCUCUGCUUUUGGGAGAACCUGCCAGAAGCUAAAAUAAUCCCCUCACCCCUCAUCUCUGCACAGGAAGUCGGAGAGGGAGAUGGGGAAAGCUGGAAAAAAAUGGAACCAGCCUUGGACAUCUUGAAGGUCUUCCUUAUUGUAGCCCCAUAGGUUCAUGGUCUGUGGUGUUGCUUGCUGGCUAGUGCACCUUACUCAGGUGUGUGCCACUGGGCUCUUUAAGAACAGCAGUCCUGCAGUUAAUAAGAAACAAAAUGGCUGCUGAUGUGUAGCACCAGAGUCUCCAGUGACACCCCUACGCACAAACCCCCCCUUUACAGUUACCCUCUCAUGCACAAACCCCAAACCCCCCCAUACAGUUACCCUCUCAUGCACAACCCCCCCCCCCAUACAGUUAUCCUCUCAUGCACAAACCCCAA